CAUGAGUCUACUACUCGGUACUCCUGUCUCCGAAAUGGCUUAUCAAAUCAGUUGUGCGGUUUUUGUUUUCUAUAUUUAUUGAGUUAAGUAAUGUAAAUUAAUUUAAUUCUUUUUUAAAAAAUAAAACUACCGAUUUUUAUAAUUUGCAGACUAUCAUGACAGACCCCAAGCACUCGGCUGUGCAAAACAUUGCACCCACAAUUGAUCAAAUUAAUGCUGAUCGAAUUACUCAAUUGGCCUCUAGAUAUUGGGCUCCAAACGUCUCUCCAGAUCAUUAUUUGCCGUUCGACAAGCAAGUAAUUGAAAAUAUAUACACUGAAGAAAUUAAAAAAUCAAAUUUUUCAAUAAGACGUAUUAUGAUAUUGGAAUUUAGUCAGUAUUUAGAAAACUAUUUGUGGCCAAAUUAUAAAUCAAGUAAUUCUACUUUUGCCCACAUGAUGUCUAUUGUUAUUAUGCUAAAUGAAAAGUUCCGAGAGCGUGUAGCUCCAUGGCAGGCCUUGAAAAAACUUCCAGAUGAAUUUGAUGGUUUUAUUGAUCAAGUUUUAUGUUCGUGUCUUUCAGAAAAAUAUAGUAUCAAAGAGCAAAUAUCACUAAUUAUUUUCUUAAACCACUGUUUCCAAUGUAUGGAAACAGAUUUAGUAAGGAAUAAAAUGAAAAAACUAGUUUCAAUAUCUAUUUGGUGCAGUUUACAAGAGAGGCGUAGAUUAAUGGAGCUACGUCAGGUGCCUAAAUGGCAGAAAUUGUGGAAUAAACUUAAGAAAAAAGAUAAAGAACUAUCAGCCAAAAAUAAAGAAAGAGCUGAUCUUGAACGGACAUUUUUACAUCAACUGUGUAUUAAGUUUAUUACCAUAUUAGAAAGUAUACCCCUAGAAGGUGAAAUAUGCAUGGAUAGAUUAAAUUACAGUGAACGGUUUUUGGAAAUGCUGAUUGAUUUAGAAACUUCUUUGCCCACCAGAAGAUUUUUCCAUGUUGUUUUGGAUGAUGUUCACUUACUUGAUCGUUGUUUCUUGGCUCCAUUGAGUAAACGUCUCGAAGGUCAUCUUUUUAAACAACUGUUGGAUAUUUUAAAAUUUUACUUCCACUUUGAAAUCUGUCAAUCAACUGGUGACCCUAUGACAGAAAAUGAAGUUAUGCUUGCACAUUAUGACAAAGUUGCAUCAUUGCAGGCUGCAGUGUUUGGAAAGUUUACAAAACUUAAAGAUUUUGCAUUAUCAAAUAUUAAUGCUCUUGAUAAUUAUGAUUCUCUCAUAAAACAUUUCAAAAGUUUGAGCAACGAAGAACUUCAGGAAAUUGCAAUGGAUUUAAAUUUAAUUCCUGACCAAGAAAAGCGACAAUCAGAAAAUUGGUAUCGAUAUGAUUCCGAGUUUUUGUUAUCAUUAUUAAUAUCAAGACACGAAGCUAGAGAGUCGCAACUAAAACUUUUAAACAGUAUGCCUCUUUAUCCAACAGAAGACAUUAUAUGGAAUGAAGCUGUUGUGCCGACUGAAUACUAUAAUGGAAAUAAUUGCUUAGCGUUACCCAAAUUAAAUUUGCAAUUUUUAACUCUUCAUGAUUAUUUACUCCGUAACUUCCAAUUAUUUCGUUUAGAAUCUACAUAUGAGAUUAGACAAGAUAUUGAAGAUACUAUUACUCGCAUGAAUCCUUGCAAAUCUGAAGAUGGCGGAGUUUACUUCAGCGGUUACUCAAAAAUGUCCUUACCUAUUGAUAGCUUUUUGAUUGUUGAAGUUUCUAAACCUAAUCUUGGUGAUAGGCAACCUUCACGUGUUAGAGGUGAUGUUUCAAUAACGUUGAGUGUGAAAAAAGACGUUCAAGAAGAAUGGGAGAGUAUUCGUAAACACGAUGUUUGUUUCUUAAUAACUAUUAAAGCAACUCAACCUAUUGGUUCAAGAAUUGAGUAUAAUAAACCAUUCCUUCAACAGACAGAAAUAGUUAGUGUUCGAGGUUGUGAAGUCGAAGGUAUGUUAGACAAUAUGGGCCGAGUAAUUGAAGAAGGUCCUGAUCCUAGACCAGUGUUACCAGGUCAAAAAAGAACUUAUCGAGUCUGGUUGGAUUGUAAUCAGUAUAGAAAAGAUCUUGACGAUGUUGCUGACGGAAAGCCUGAUAUUUAUGAAAGCUUUAACGUACUAAUGCGUAGGAAACCAAAAGAAAAUAAUUUCAAAGCUGUAUUAGAAACAAUUCGUCAUUUAAUGAACACUGAAUGUGUUGUACCGGAAUGGAUCCAUGAUAUAAUUUUAGGAUAUGGUGAUCCUUCAGCUGCCCGUUAUGAUAAAAUGCCAAAUAGAAUCAAAUCCAUGAACUUCAAUGACACUUUUUUGGAUAUGAAUCAUUUGUUGACUAGUUUUCCAAAUCAUCAAAUAGUUUCUUAUGAUAACAAUGUUAAAGAAAUGUUACCGCCGUAUCGCAUUCAUUUUCAAGACACAAUUGACUCAAAUGGUAAAGAAACGAAAAAAGCAAUAGUUCAGUCAGUGAGAGCUGUAAACAGAGGACCUUAUAAAUAUAACCAACCAAAAAAAAAUACAAUUCGUUUUACACCUACACAAAUUGAAGCAGUUUAUUCUGGCAUGCAACCUGGACUUACAGUUGUUGUUGGUCCACCAGGAACAGGAAAAACUGAUGUUGCUGUGCAGAUUAUUUCUAACUUAUAUCAUAAUUGGAGAAAUGAACGUACAAUGAUCGUCACUCAUUCUAAUCAAGCAUUAAAUCAACUAUUUGAAAAAAUCAUGGCAUUAGACAUUGAUGAAAGACAUUUGUUGCGUUUGGGUCAUGGAGAAGAAGCUUUAGAAACUGAUAAAGAUUUCAGUCGAUACGGACGAGUAAACUAUGUUCUAGCAAAAAGACUCCAACUGUUGAAUGAAGUGCAACGUCUACAAGACCUUAUGAACGUAAAAGGAGACAUGUCAUAUACUUGUGAAACUGCCAUGCACUUUUUUUGGUCUCACGUACUACCCCAAUGGGAUACUUAUUUAUCAACAUUAAAAAAUUUAGAAGAAAGCUCUUGUGCUAUCUCAAUAACUUCAGUGCAAGAUAAUUUCCCAUUUACCUUGUUCUUCAGUGAUGCCCCUCAACCAUUGUUUAAAUGUCAGAGUUUAGAAGAAGACAAAGAAAUAGCUCGUGGCUGUUUUAGGCAUAUCAAAAAGAUAUUUAAACAACUCGAUGAAUUUAGAGCAUUCGAAUUGCUCAGAACUGGCUUAGAUCGUUCACGGUACUUGUUGGUGAAAGAAGUAAAAAUCAUUGCAAUGACGUGUACGCAUGCAGCAUUAAAGAGAAAAGAGCUCAUUGAACUCGGAUUUAAAUAUGAUAAUAUUUUAAUGGAAGAAUCUGCACAAAUAUUAGAGAUUGAAACGUUUAUACCUUUGUUGCUUCAAAACUCUGAUGAUGGAUUUAGUAGACUGAAAAGAUGGAUAAUGAUUGGCGAUCAUCAUCAAUUGCCUCCUGUUAUUAAAAAUAUGGCUUUCCAGAAAUAUUCCAAUAUGGAGCAAUCUUUAUUUACUCGAAUGGUAAAUUUGGGUGUACCGACUAUUGAUUUGGACGCUCAAGGGCGUUCUCGAUCGAGUUUAAGCCAACUGUAUAAUUGGCGUUAUAAUAACUUGGGCAAUCUAAACCAUGUGUUAUCAACACCUGAAUAUCACAAAGCCAAUGCUGGUUUCUACUACGAGUAUCAACUAAUUGAUGUCGGUUUAUUUAACGGUGUUGGUGAAACUGAACCAAAUCCUCAUUUUAUCCAGAAUUUAGCUGAAGCCGAAUACUGUGUGUCGGUUUACAUGUACAUGAGACUUAUUGGAUAUCCAGCACAUAAAAUUACUAUAUUAAGUACAUAUAAUGGGCAAAAACAUUUAAUCAGAGAAAUUAUAAAUAUGCGAUGUGGCUCUAAUCCGCUCAUUGGAUGGCCUCAUAAAGUUACUACUGUGGAUAAAUACCAAGGUCAACAAAAUGAUUAUGUAUUACUGUCGUUAGUCAGGACAAAAACAGUUGGUCAUUUAAGAGAUGUCAGGCGUCUUGUUGUCGCUAUGUCAAGAGCUAGACUUGGCCUAUAUGUUUUCGCUAACGCAUCACUCUUUGGAAACUGUUUUGAACUUUCACCGACCUUCAAUAUUUUGACACAACGACCUCUAAAAUUACAAUUGUUGCCCACUGAUUUUUAUCCUACUAAUAGAUUACUUGAUAGUAAAGAAGAUGUGCAACAACAAGUUUUUAUUGUACAAGACAUGCCCCAAAUGGCAAAAUAUGUAUUUGAUUUUUAUUUAGAGAGAGUCCAGGCUUUGAAACAAAUGCAUCAGGAAAUAAAACCUGUUGAAAACUUUAUAAAACCUGGUACUGUAGACUCAGUUAAGAAGAAGAGUAAUAUACCUGCACAUCCUGGAGCUGAAUCUGAUUCUGAUUCUGACUCCGAAAAUAAUACUGAAGAAAAUGUAGUACAAACGGAUCUGAUUAAAGCUACAGAGAAUCGUUCUCCAGCUAAAGCUGAUGACAAUGAUGAAACAAUGGAAGAAGAUUAACUUGACACUUAUAUGGUAUAACUUAUAAUUUCCAUGUAAAUAAUUAAAAAAAGUUAUACUUACAUUGAACGUAAUUUUUUAAAUGUGUAUUGCAUUAAACCCUUUAAGUUUAUUUGUAUUUUUUUAAUAAAAAAUUAUUAUAAAAGUGAUAAGCCCUUA
Molecule: messenger RNA, 4655 nt
Organism: Adelges cooleyi (spruce gall adelgid)
Lineage: Eukaryota; Metazoa; Arthropoda; Insecta; Hemiptera; Adelgidae
Product: RNA helicase aquarius
Exons: 24
Coding region: 156-4496 (1446 amino acids)
Biological process (GO): mRNA splicing, via spliceosome
Cellular component (GO): catalytic step 2 spliceosome
Molecular function (GO): helicase activity; mRNA binding
Source: RefSeq, a predicted model, not a curated record